UUACUCUUUCUCUCUUUCUUUCUUCAUCCCCUCUCUCUCUUACACCACCUCCAAUUCCUUUACAAUUCCAGAGUCCACACCGUCGUAAUAAUUUCUCAUUUCUCUCCCGUGUGAAGAAGAAGUACCAUCAAAAAUAAAAACCUCAUUGAUGCGCCAUCUCUUCACUUCUCCAAUCAAAACCUCUUUCUCUCUCCUCUUCUAUAAAACUAAAACCCUUCCCUCUCUCUCUCUCCGAUCUCCUCAUUUUCUUCUCCAUUCUCUCUCCUCACUUUCACCUUCAUCAUCUUCAACCUCUCGUCUCUCUCUUCUGCAAUUCUUCGCCUGCAAAUCGAGAUCAUUAAUGGCGACGGUUCCUCCGCCGAGGUCAACCACGCCGUCGAUCGGUGUCGUCGCUGCUAACGAUGUCGGCAUCUCUAGAAGGUCUUGGAAUAAGUUUAAGCGUGACUCCAUUUUCUCUCUCUUCACUCCUUUUGUCAUCUCUUUGGCUGCUGGUAAUCUUGAACUCGAAGCUUUCCGCCAUUAUAUCUCUCAGGAUGUUCACUUCCUCAAGGCCUUCGCUCAGGCGUAUGAAUUAUCGGAAGAAUGUGCGGACGAUGAUGAAGAUAAAGUCGCUAUUUCGGAGCUAAGGAAAAGUGUUUUGGAAGAGUUGAAAAUGCAUAAUUCUUGUGUGCAGGAAUGGGGUUCUGACCUUGGCAAAGAAAGCUCUCUUAAUUCUGCAACUCAAAAGUAUACAGAUUUUCUGUUGGCUACAGCUUCAGGAAAAGUUGAAGGAGUAAAAGGCCCUGGUAAACUUGGUACUCCGUUUGAGAAGACAAAGAUUGCAGCUUACACUUUGGGUGCAAUGACACCUUGUAUGAGGUUAUAUGCUUUCAUUGGCAAGGAGCUUCAGGCUUUGUUGGAUUCAGACAUCAGCAGUCACCCUUACAAGAAGUGGAUCGACAAUUAUUCAUCUGAAGGCUUCCAGGCAUGUGCUCUGCAAAUCGAAGACUUGCUUGAUAAAUUGAGUGCCUCCCUAACGGGUGAAGAGCUCGACAUUAUUGAAAAGCUUUAUAAACAGACCAUGAAACUUGAGACGGAAUUCUUUAUGGCACAACCGCUAACACAAAAGACUGUGGCUCCCUUGUCGAAGGAGCUUAAUCCUGAAGAAUGGCGUCUCACUCUGUUUUCCGAUUUUGACUUAACUUGCACCAUUGUUGAUUCAUCUGCAAUUUUAGCUGAGAUUGCAAUUGUAACAGCUCCAAAAUCUGAUCAAAGUCCGACUGAAAAUCAAAUUGCUCGAAUGUCAUCUGCUGAUUUGAGAAAUACAUGGGGUGUUCUCUCGAGGCAGUACACAGAGGAGUAUGAACAGUGUAUCGAGAAUGUUUUAGCAACGGAUACAGGAGGAGAGUUCAGUUAUGAAGCUCUGCAAAAGGCGCUCGAAUUACUUGCUGAUUUUGAGAAAAAGGCCAAUGCAAGGGUGAUUGAUUCUGGCGUCCUGAAAGGUGUGAACCUUGACGACAUCAGAAAGGCCGGUGAACGUAUAAUACUUCAAGAUGGGUGUAAAAAUUUCUUCCAGAAUGUUGUACAGAAAGAGAAUCUGGAUGUAAAUGUCCAUGUACUUUCAUAUUGUUGGUGUGGUGAUCUUAUCAGAUCAGCUUUUGCAUCAGGGGGUUUGGGUGCAUUAAAUAUACAUGCAAAUGAAUUCAACUAUGAAGAAUCAAUUUCCACCGGUGAAAUCAUCAAGAAGGUUGAAUCUCCCAUUGACAAGCUUCAAGCAUUUGAUGAGAUCUUGAUGAAUCGUGGCAAUGACAAGCAGAACUUGAGUAUAUACAUCGGGGAUUCUGUUGGUGACGUGCUUUGCUUACUCAGGGCAGACAUAGGAAUUGUUGUUGGAUCAAGUUCAAGCUUGAGGAGACUUGGAAGUCAUUUUGGUGUUUCAUUUGUCCCGUUGUUUGAAGGUUUGGUAAAGAAACAAAGGGAAUGUGUUGAAGGAACUCCUUUGAGAUGGAAAACCAAGCCUGGUCUUCUUUACACAGCCUCUAGUUGGUCGGAAAUACAUGCAUUCAUUUUGGGGUUUUAGGAAACCAAUUUUCAUGUUAGGUUAGGAUCUGAAGCAACUGCCAUAUAUCAUAGGACAUGCAUACAUAUUGGUGGCUAGUUUUAUUAUGAGCCACAAAUGAGCUAUUGUUUUUCUUUUUGCCUUACAAAAGCUGUCAUCUAGACUUCCCCAUUUAAAUACCUUGACAAUGGUAAUGCCAUUUCUGAACUCUCAUGCAGUGUCAUCAAGUAGUCUUUUGCAGGUGCAACAAGGUGUUACACUGUUAUGGUGGUUGCAGAGAGAGAAUAUGAGUUGCUGCAGCCUCUUCGCUGUCGUCUAAAAUGUAAUGGCAUUUUUGUUCUGUUAUGGCAUUUCUGUUCCAUAUUUUGGGGGUUACAUAGGAACUCGGGGAACGUAGUAUUGGAAGUUCAAGUAGAACAUAUACUCGUUGUAUUCCCAUAAAAUGUUCUGUUAAUAUCAAAACUUCUGAUAUAUUCUUGGAACCACUUAAUGGCUAAGAAGCGGGCGCUGGAUAUCUGUAUUGUCUGUAUUUCUGAAAUGGCUGGAUCCACUUUGGUGUUACUGAUUUCAGGGCAAAAUUUUCA
This is a messenger RNA of Beta vulgaris subsp. vulgaris (sugar beet), 2622 nucleotides long. RefSeq lists its product as hypothetical. NCBI's taxonomy places the organism in Eukaryota, Viridiplantae, Streptophyta, Magnoliopsida, Caryophyllales, Amaranthaceae. The coding region runs from base 149 to 2059 and encodes 636 amino acids. The transcript is spliced from 6 exons. The record is from RefSeq and is a predicted model, not a curated record. Gene Ontology annotation, cellular component: cytosol.